This is a messenger RNA of Andrographis paniculata, 3031 nucleotides long. RefSeq names its product G-type lectin S-receptor-like serine/threonine-protein kinase At2g19130. The transcript has a single exon. Gene Ontology annotation, biological process: protein phosphorylation; recognition of pollen. Gene Ontology annotation, molecular function: ATP binding; protein serine/threonine kinase activity. Bases 316 to 2859 code for a protein of 847 amino acids. NCBI's taxonomy places the organism in Eukaryota, Viridiplantae, Streptophyta, Magnoliopsida, Lamiales, Acanthaceae. The record is from RefSeq and is a predicted model, not a curated record.
ACAUUAUUGCAAGUUGUAAAUAACAUAAUACAGACAGGUGAGUUCAACUAAAAAUUUUGUGAAUCUCCCUUUCCUCUCCUCUUCCAUGAGUCUCAGAAGGACAAAAUGGUAACUGCGAGCGUGAGUGAGUAACGCCAACAGGAAACAACAUUUUACAUCUUCCUUGGACUCCCCAUCCUGUCCUCACUCGACUCGCGUCACAUUCACAUUGCCAGACCAGAAUCGCCUCCCUCUCUCCUCUGCCUCACAUCGCAUGAUCCUCCUCCUCCUCCUCCUCAUCACAAACCCUUGUGCUUCUGCUGGCGGUGGUGUACGAUGAUGAUUAUUCAGCCCCUCUUCCUGUGUCCCUUCUUCUUCUUCUUCUUCUACUUUCCCAUUUAUUCUUCUCUCGCCGACGCCGCAGACUCCAUCUCAGGAAACCAGACUCUUUCCGGGGAUCAAACUAUCGUUUCUUCCGGCGAAAACUUCGUGCUUGGAUUCUUCCAUCCGGGCAAUUCUUCAAGGUACUAUAUAGGCAUAUGGUACAAAAAAGUGGAGAAGCCAACUAUUGUCUGGGUGGCCAACAGAGAAACCCCUGUCCUCGACAAGAAUUCAAGCCACCUCAGGAUUUUAGACGGCAACUUGGUGCUGCUCAACGAGGCCGGAUCCCAGGUUUGGUCCACUUCCUUGAGUUCCACCAGUAAUACUAGUACUAGUUCUUCUAGCGUGGUAGCAGUGCUCCUUGACAACGGUAACUUGGUUUUGAGGAGGAGGGAUGAUGUGGGGUCAAAAUCGAAUUCUAGCUUUUUGUGGGAAAGCUUUAAUAACAUAGCAGAUACAUGGCUGCCCGGGGGGAAGCUCGCUUAUGAUAAAACGAGGAAUAAAUCGCAGCUUUUAAUUUCUUGGAAGAAUUCCCAAGAUCCCGCACCGGGUCUGUAUUCCCUUGAGCUGGAUCCCGUUCAGAGACAGUAUAUCAUACGGUGGAAUCGGAGCGAGGAGUACUGGAGCAGUGGCCCUUGGAAUGGUCAAAUUUUCAGCGGCGUCCCCGAAAUGAGGUUGAAUUACAUCUAUGAUUUUAGCUAUAUUAAUGAUACCGAGGAGAGCUACUUCACAUAUUCCCUCUACAAUCCAUCCAUCAUAUCAAGAUUCGUUAUGGAUAUCUCGGGGCAGAUUCGGCAGACCUCGUGGACCAACUCGGAUUGGAAUCUGUUUUGGUCUCAGCCGAGGCAGCAGUGUGAGGUUUAUUCGUAUUGUGGAGCAUUCGGCUCCUGCAAUCAGAACAUGCCCUUCUGCAAAUGUCUACCAGGGUUUAGGCCUAAUUCUCCCAAUGACUGGGAUUUGAAUGACUUUUCGGGUGGUUGUGCGCGAGAGAUGGCUUUGGAUUGUAAUUAUGCUAAUGGUAGUAGUAGCAGUAAAGAUAAGUUUCUGAUGCGGUCUUACGUGAGCCAUCCUGUGAUCGGACAACAGUCGCUGCCAGUUGCGGACUCGGCUGAAUGUCAGUUGAGUUGCUUGAAUAAUUGCUCCUGCACGGCCUACGCCUAUGAUGGAAAUGGAAAUGGAAAUGCUUGCUUUGUUUGGCAUGGAGAAUUGAUUAAUCUGCAGCAAUAUAAUGAAGGAGAUAGUAAUGGGAAAACAAUAUAUCUCAGACUUUCUGCCUCUUCACCCGAGUUUGCUGCAGCUGGCAAGGACGAUCAUAAGGGUCUCAUGAUCGGCUCUAUCUUGGGUGCUGUUGUUGCCAUAUUGGUUGUGGCUGCAAUCCUAAUGGCGGUAUUCUGGAGGCGUACAAGGAAGCCAACCAUUGGAAGCUUGAAAGGUGCCGAGGGUUCGCUGCUGGCAUUUGGAUACAAAGAUUUGCAGAAUGUCACCAAGAAUUUCUCGGAUAAGCUUGGCGGAGGAGGAUUUGGGUCUGUAUUCAAGGGGACUUUACCAGAUUCGACUAUCAUCGCUGUGAAGAAGCUCGAAAGCAUAAGCCAGGGGGAGAAGCAGUUCAGGACAGAAGUGAGCACAAUCGGGACAAUCCAACAUGUGAAUCUUGUGAGGCUUCGCGGGUUCUGCUCUGAAGGCAAUAACAAGUUGCUGGUGUAUGAUUACAUGGAGAACGGCUCAUUGGAUUCGCAUCUUUUCAAUUCCAGCAAUGAAUCUUGUUCUAACUCUAAGAAGAAGGUGUUGGGGUGGAAGAGUCGGUAUAAUAUUGCAUUAGGAGUAGCUAGGGGGCUGGUGUAUCUGCACGACAAGUGCAGGGACUGCAUCAUCCAUUGUGAUAUAAAGCCGGAGAACAUAUUACUGGACGCGGAGUUGUGCCCCAAAGUGGCAGAUUUUGGAUUGGCGAAAUUGGUGGGGCGUGAUUUCAGCCGUGUAUUGACAACAAUGAGAGGAACAAGGGGAUACCUUGCGCCGGAAUGGAUAUCGGGGGUAGCCAUAACAGCGAAAGCAGAUGUUUAUAGCUAUGGAAUGAUGGUGUUUGAGUUGGUGUCGGGGAGGCGAAACUCGGAGGGGUCUGAGGAUGGGAGAAUGAAAUUCUUCCCGUCACAAGCUGCAAGGGUGAUGAGGGAUGGAGGGGAUGUAGUUGGGCUGGUGGAUAGGAGGAUGACGGAGAAUAUGGAGAUGGAGAUGGAGAUUGCGGAAGAAGAGGUUGGGAAGAUGUUGAGAGUAGCGUGUUGGUGCAUCCAGGAUGAUGAGAGCAGUCGGCCGUCCAUGAGUCAGGUGGUUCAGAUUCUGGAAGGCCUUGUGGGCGUCAAUGUGCCGCCAAUCCCUCGAGCGCUCCAAGUCUUUAUUCAGAGUGCCGACGAAGAAGAAGAAGAAGAAGAAGCCGAGACCAAGAAUAAGGAACACCCAAUAGUGUUCUUUACGGAUUCAUCUAACAGUACCUCCAGCAGCUAGCUAGCUAGCUAGCAAAGAGACAAUGCUUGCUAGCUUUGCUCGAGUCGAGUGUUUCUGCAUUAAUGAAUGAAUGAAUUGAUAUCUGUUUGUUAGCUGUUGUGCAUGAAUAAUACUACUAGUACUACUAAUGAAAGAAUACAUACAUACAGGAUCCAGGAUCGAUCUAUGCAUA